Molecule: messenger RNA, 820 nt
Organism: Nilaparvata lugens (brown planthopper)
Lineage: Eukaryota; Metazoa; Arthropoda; Insecta; Hemiptera; Delphacidae
Product: polyketide synthase HetM-like
Exons: 5
Coding region: 82-573 (163 amino acids)
Source: RefSeq, a predicted model, not a curated record
CCAUGUGUUGUUUACAGAUUUGGCAAUCUAUCAGACAGUACUAAGGUAGCCAGUUGGAAUCCGUCAGAUUUCACUCUGUACAUGAUGCAGGGUGUCAUCAGAACUGGGGCAGUGCCUGACAUCAAAUGGAAGAUUGAAAUGACGCCAAUUGAUUUUGUACAAGAAAUGUUUGUGGAGUUGUUUUUGGAUCUGGAUAACUCAAUGGGGAAAAUCUACCAUUUUGUGAAUGAGGACCAGCUUCCAUGCGAGGAAUUGUGGAAACUAAUGGAGAGAAGGGGCUACAAUUUGAAAUCACUGCCUUACAACGACUGGGCCAAACAAGUGCAUGCCAACGAAGACUUGAAACCUCUGUCACAUCUACUUCAAUUCCUGGUCAAGAAUGAAAAUUAUUUCACCAAUUUGUCUUUAUUCAAAAAGGAGAGACUGAACUGUUUCAUUGAAAAGAGAAAGGUGACAUACCCGGUAGCCGAUGCUGAGCUCUAUAGCAAAUACCUUGACCAUAGCCAACAACAUGUCAUGUUUCUCGUGCGAUUUCCAACCAUAGAAAUUAUUCUAUUAACAAAUAAUAAUUGAUGUUUAUCAUUUUUACAGAAGCUAGUGCAGAGAUUGACACAGAUCUGAGCGGUAAGAUAGUUUUGGUGAGUGAAGCUUCCUCGGAUAUUGGAGCCGCCAUUGCUGAGAAGCUGGCUCUGUGCAAUGCAAAGGUCGCCAUGUUUGCUGCAAAUUUCGAGCAACUGGAAAAGUUGAAUGAAAAAUUGGAGCAGGCUGGAGCAAGCGAAGUUCUUGCUAUGAAAGUUGACGUCUCUAGCUCAAGUGAGGU